Erinaceus europaeus (western European hedgehog) is the source of this 1135-nucleotide messenger RNA. RefSeq lists its product as uncharacterized. The record is from RefSeq and is a predicted model, not a curated record. The transcript is spliced from 6 exons. NCBI's taxonomy places the organism in Eukaryota, Metazoa, Chordata, Mammalia, Eulipotyphla, Erinaceidae. The coding region runs from base 533 to 1135 and encodes 200 amino acids.
CUGACCCAUCUCUCCCUUUGCUCACACACUUUCCUGGGUGUCAUCUGGUUCCUCGAAGUCCCCAGUUGGGUGCAGCCGUGCUUGGCUCUUCCUGGACGCCCCGCAGUGUCCACCAUUCAGGGGUCCUGAGCGUGGGGACCCAGCCUGAGCCCCUCUGCCGCCGCUGACUCGGGAUGGAGGGGGUCAGCCUGCGGGGCGCCACCAGCCGCCAGCUUCAUCCCACUCUGGAGCGGCACCUCCCUGGGGCUGGGACCCUAACACCUGGGCCAGGGGGGUGGUGCAGCGGGGUCCGGGGGUCCGGGGACAGCGCGUGGUUGACCCGUCUCCCGCCGUCGUGGGGGCAGGGAGCGAAGGCGUCUCCGUGCAGCUCCCGGGCGUCCCUGUGACCCGUCUCUGUCCCCACAUGGGCCCGGCCACCUGGCUUCGGGGACGCUGGAGCGGGGCCCCGGGCCCUGACGUUUCACCCACUUGGCAGCCGUGUUGAGUGGCCGCUGCCAGGCGGGAGGCGGGAGGGCUGUCCGGGCCCCGGCCAAUGGUUCUUUCUACCCCCGGGCGGUGGCGUGAGGGACCUGUGGCUCGGAGUCCCUGUCCCCACCAGGCCUCGGGCCCCUUAAGCUGCAGCCGGCGAGGAGGGAAGGCAGACACCCCCGGGCCCGGGCCACCGGCCGCCACACAGCCCCAGAAGACACACGGGGACAGAGAGAAGCUGAGAGGAGGGGGAGACAGAGAGGGAUACCUGCAGACCUGUGUCACCAUUUCAUCCUCCCUGCAGAUCUUGUGCCCCUGCCCACGGCCUCCAGAGGAUCUGUGUCUGCCCGAGCUCUCCACAGAGACCCCGGGCUGGGCAGGGGGCACAGAGGGCUGGCUCCACAUCCCUUCUCCCCUGCCCCUGGGCUGCAGACGGGAGGUGUCCUCAGCUUCUGCUUCAGGGCAGCCUGUGACCACGGGUGCCGGUCCCGGUGGCGUCAUCCAAGCCGGGGCUGCCCCCCCAGAUGUGCCAGACUGGUGCUGCCUGCCCACGGGCUUGACCGCGGGCGUCACCUGCUUGCCAGUCACCAAGUGGGAGAGAGGGCUGGGGCACAGGACGGCGGAGAGGACGGCGGUGCUGAGCGCGGGGCCCUGCGCGCGGCCCUGA